AUGAAUGAUAAUAUCUAUGUUCAAUUAAGUCGCUAUACCCAACCCGUAUUAAUUAUAUUCGGUACAAUAGGUGCUUUGCUAAAUCAAAUAUUAUUUCAUCGUAGAAAAUUAAUAAAAAAAGCUUCGUGUACAGUUUAUUUGCGAGCUUUAUCAAUCAAUGAUAUUCUUGUAUUAUAUUUAAUUGUAUUAACGCAAUGGUUGAAUGAUCAAUUUCAUUGGGAUCCAAGUGGUACAUAUGUAUGGUUUUGUAAAAUUCGAACAUAUGCAAUGUUUAUUCUAUAUGCUAUGUCGCCCUAUUACAUUGUUUUGGUUUGUAUUGAUCGUUUAUGUCGAACAUCGAAAUAUAGCUCGUUACGCAAAAUUGCGACUCCAUCGAAAGCGCAUCGAAUAAUAAUAAUUACAGUUCUUAUGGUAAUUCUUGCUUAUAGUCAUAUAUUAUUUCAAUAUAAUAUUAAUCGCUCGAAAUGUUUUGCUCGAAAUUUUUCUUAUUAUCACGUUCUUGGCUAUUUUAUUUUAAUCUUCUAUUGUCUUUUACCACCUCUACUAAUGUCAAUAUUUUCCAGUUGGACAUUAAUACUAUUGCAUUGUUAUCGUAGAAAACAAGAAAAACAGUAUCAUCUAAAAAUUAUAUUACCAAGUAAAAACCACCGCUGCAACCGUAACUAUCAAUUACUUAAAAUACUUUUUUUGUAUGUAACAACAACAAUUAUUUGUACAUUACCAUUUUCUAUUCUUAUGCUACUUCAUACGCAUCAAUUCAAUUCGAAUCGUCAAUUAGUAGUGUAUAUCAAAACUGCUGUUCUUCUUUGUAAUGUCAAUCAUUGUACAAGUUUUUAUAUAUAUACAUUGGGAACUCCGUUAUAUCGUCGUGAAUUGUUACAUUUGAUGCAGUCCUUUCGGCGACGUUUUGUUCUCUGGUUGACUCACGUCAAUUAA
This is a messenger RNA of Rotaria socialis, 936 nucleotides long. Lineage: Eukaryota; Metazoa; Rotifera; Eurotatoria; Philodinida; Philodinidae. The record is from the annotation of a GenBank genome assembly.